UAAACUAUUCAUCUGUUUUGUUUAUGUCCCUUUUAAUUAAUCUCCACAUCACAUUACUACAACAUUAUUAUUUAAUAAUAGUUUCUGAGAAAGAUCUUUGCUGCUACCGCAGAUCACUGAAUACUGCCCAAUUUACAUGUGCAUGAACGUUUACAAUGGCGCCUACUUAGCCUUAUAAUCAAUUAUUACUUCUACACCUCUAGCAUCUCAUAGAAAAUCCAACCCUCUUCUGUCUACAUUUGAACUUCCAUUUUUUAUUAUAAACUUUAUAAAUCUCAUUUAAUUAUAAACAUAGAGGUGUCACCCUCUAUAAGAGAAGACUUAACAAUACAGAAUUAAACCUUUCUUCUCAGCCAUGUUUCCUUCUUAAAUAAAAUUUAUACACAAACUCUCUCUUUUUUUUGUCACCCUAGCUAUAACAAUUUCUUUGUGUGUCUAAUCUAAUCUACCUUGACCUAUCUAUAACCAUGAUUACCGGUAAGGAUAUAUACGAUGUUUUCGCAGCAAUUGUGCCGCUAUAUGUUGCUAUGAUAUUAGCAUACGGUUCAGUUCGUUGGUGGAAAAUCUUCACACCAGAUCAAUGUUCUGGUAUAAACCGUUUUGUCGCUGUUUUCGCAGUUCCAUUACUAUCUUUCCAUUUUAUAUCUUCCAAUGAUCCUUAUGCUAUGAAUUACCAUUUCUUAGCAGCUGAUUCACUUCAAAAAGUAGUUAUCCUUGGUGCUCUUUUUAUAUGGAACACAUUCUCAAAAAACCAAGAUAGUCUUGAUUGGACUAUUACACUUUUCUCCCUUUCAACUCUUCCUAACACACUUGUUAUGGGAAUCCCUCUUUUAAGAGCUAUGUAUGGUGAUUUCUCAGGAAAUCUUAUGGUACAAAUUGUUGUUCUUCAAAGUGUUAUUUGGUACACUCUUAUGUUGUUUUUGUUUGAAUAUAGAGCUGCUAAACUUCUUAUAACAGAACAGUUUCCUGAAACUGCAGCUUCUAUAACAUCAUUCAAAGUUGAUUCUGACGUUGUUUCUCUUAACGGUAGAGAACCACUUCAAACUGAUGCAGAGAUAGGUGAAGAUGGUAAACUUCAUGUUGUUGUUAAAAGAUCAACUACUAACUCUAUGGUAUCUGGUUCAUUUAACAAAUCUCAUUUAAAUAAUAUGACGCCACGAGCUUCAAAUCUAACCGGUGUUGAGAUAUAUUCUGUUCAAUCAUCAAGAGAACCAACACCAAGAGGUUCUAGUUUUAACCAAACUGAUUUUUAUGCCAUGUUUCAAAGUAAAGCACCGAGUCCAAAACACGGUUACACAAAUAGUUUUCAAAGUAAUGGUAAUGGUGAUAUUUAUUCUAUGCAAUCUUCAAAAGGGGCUACUCCGAGGACUUCAAAUUUCGAAGAUGAGACAUUGAGGAUGCAUAAGAAAAGGGGAGGGAGGAGUAUGAGUGGUGAGUUGUUCAAUAAUGGUGGUUCUUACCCUCCUCCAAAUCCUAUGCUUUCUGGUUCUACAAGUGCUGGCACAAAGAAGAAAGAUAGCAUGGGCGGUGGAAGUGGUAAUGGACCUAAUAACAAGGAGUUACACAUGUUUGUUUGGAGUUCAAGUGCUUCACCUGUUUCUGAAGGGAAUCUUAGACAUGCAGUAAAUAGAGCUGCUUCUACUGAUUUUGGCACUGUUGAUCCUUCCAAAUAUGUUCCACAUGAAAAUUCCGUUGCAUCAAAAGCUGUUACUGAAUUGAUUGAGAACAUGAGUCCUAGAGAAAGGGAUGUUGAAAUUGAGGAAGCAGUAAAGUCUCCAUAUAUUAGCCAGAAGAAGAUGGACUUGGAAGGAGGAGGGGAUGUAAGCAAAAAUACACAGAUGCCACCAGCAAGUGUCAUGACAAGACUAAUCCUCAUCAUGGUUUGGAGAAAACUCAUCAGAAAUCCUAAUACCUACUCAAGUCUUAUAGGACUUGUUUGGUCUCUUGUAUCAUUUAGGUUUCACAUUGAAAUGCCAUCCAUUGUAAAAGGUUCCAUCUCAAUACUGUCUGAUGCUGGUCUUGGAAUGGCCAUGUUCAGUCUAGGUCUGUUCAUGGCUUUACAGCCUAAGCUGAUUGCAUGUGGAAAACGAGUUGCAACAUUUUCUAUGGCUGUAAGGUUCUUGACCGGUCCAGCUGUGAUUGCGGCAACCUCAAUAGCAAUUGGUAUCCGUGGAGUUCUGUUACAUGUUGCAAUUGUUCAGGCUGCACUUCCCCAAGGUAUUGUUCCCUUUGUGUUUGCCAAAGAAUACAAUCUCCAUCCAAAUAUACUCAGUACUGGGGUUAUAUUUGGAAUGUUGAUUGCAUUGCCCAUAACAAUACUCUACUAUGUGCUUCUUGGAGUAUAGUCUAUCUUGGAUUCAAAUCAAUUAUAAUGCUGUGGCUUCAAGGCUCACUCAAACGGAUGAAUAGAAGGAAAUGUAUUAAUUAGAUGUUGAAUUUUAUUAGAGGACAGAGAAAUUAAUGAUAUAUACAGUAUAGCAGAAUGCUAAAUAUAUAUAUAUUAUUUUUGAUUCAAAUGAAAGUUGGGUUUGAUUUGUCCCA
Messenger RNA from Medicago truncatula (barrel medic), 2541 nucleotides. Its product is annotated as auxin efflux carrier component 2. Gene Ontology annotation, biological process: auxin polar transport; auxin export across the plasma membrane. The transcript is spliced from 6 exons. Gene Ontology annotation, cellular component: endoplasmic reticulum; plasma membrane. Gene Ontology annotation, molecular function: auxin efflux transmembrane transporter activity. The record is from RefSeq and is a predicted model, not a curated record. NCBI's taxonomy places the organism in Eukaryota, Viridiplantae, Streptophyta, Magnoliopsida, Fabales, Fabaceae. Bases 468 to 2345 code for a protein of 625 amino acids.